This is a messenger RNA of Aureobasidium vineae, 243 nucleotides long. The record is from the annotation of a GenBank genome assembly. NCBI's taxonomy places the organism in Eukaryota, Fungi, Ascomycota, Dothideomycetes, Dothideales, Saccotheciaceae.
AUGAAUGACAAGACCAACCGCUUUGUUCAGCCCAAGGCCGCCAAGGGCUCGAAAGCAGUCGACAUGGAUGCCAACUCAAGUGAUGAAGAGAACCCUGGCAGACCUUCAGUAUUUGCCAUGCCCGGUGACGAGUGGGAAGACGAAGACGAGGAUGUGGACGUCGAGCAGAACGUGGAAGCGCCGAACACCGCCGACCCCGUCAACAACGCUGCCAACAAAGACGAUGAUGAUGAGAUCCUGUAG